GGUUUUUCGGACCCAAUAAACACUAUCACAGUAGAGAGAGGGCUUAGAAUGGCUGGCCUUGGAGAAUCGGGCCGCGUCGUAGUAACUCGAUGGCUCGUACAAAAGGCCCCGUUUGGGUUUUCUAUCUUCAGUUCCUCUCACCCAAACCCUAAAACCCAGUCUGAAACUUCAGUCCAGCCCUCUGCUCUGCAAUCGCCGCUCUUCGGCUGCUGAAAAUUUCUCGACGUCGGCAAGAUUCACUCGGCGUUCUCCUCCAAGCUCUAAUCUAUUUGGCCAUCGCCGCAACUGCGUCACAGGCGUCGGAGAUUGUCUUUGCCUGCUGCUGGGAAGAAAGGAAGAGACUAGAGACCCAUCGCCGCCGCCGGAGUGUCCGCCGCUCUUGCCGCUGCCUCGCCCCUCUCGCCUCCUCGCCGUCUCAGAGAGAGAGAGAGAGAGAGAGGUUUAUUUUUCUUCUUCAAUCCGUCCACUGCACAUUGAAUGCCCUAGACCAAUACCCUUUUCCUGACUUUUGAAGGAUUGGAAUUUUUUUCAUUCAGGAAUUAGGGUGAGGCUAUGGCUGAAGUGGCACAGGUCCAUCAAUCAGGUCAGGGCCCAAUGAAGAGGAGAAUAGGGCACAAGAAGGGUGGUAAGGCAAAGAAAAGAGUAAAAGUGUUUCAGGGAACUUCUGAAAAGGUUAAAAUAGACAAGAAAAUGCAGAAGCUAUUUCGCAAAAGAGCAAGGGAGUACAAUUCAGAUGAUGAGGAGGAGCCUUUGCCAGUAAAUAGAGAUGGAUAUGAACAGUCCCUCAACGAAAAUGAGGUACCUGAUGAAAAUGCUUCUGAUGAGGAGGCAAUGAACCAUCAAAAUGAUGACAUUGAAAAUGAAGUGUCUGAAGAUGAAGAUGGUGAAAUCCAGCCUGGAAUUAUGAAGUUUGCUGAAGGUUGCAAAGCAUUCAGGAUUGCAUUCAAGAAAAUUACUAAGACGAAUGUUUCUGAUGAUCUACUGGGCCCUGUAUUAUCAGCACACAAGAAGCUAUUGGCAGAGAAGCUUGCUGAAGAAAGAGCUGAACGGAAAGUAAAGGGGGAGGCAAAGAGGGAGAAACAUUUGAUAGGUGAAAAGGGCCAUGUGAAGCCUGCUAAUUUCUUGGAUUCACGUGAAAAAUUUCUCAUAGGAAUUGCUACAAAAGGAGUGGUCAAGCUAUUUAAUGCUGUCAACAAAGCUCAAAAUGCUCAAAAAGGAUUGAAUCCUUCAAGAUCUAAAGAUGAAAAAGCAAUAAGAAAGCGGAAGAAAGAAGUCCUUUUCUCAGAGUUGGGCAAGACAUCAUCCCAAGCAGCUGAAUCUCUCACCAAGGCUCCAAGAUCUCCUGCUACAGUGGAUGGUGAAGGUCCUGCCUGGGCUCCCUUGCGUGAUGGUUACAUGCUAACAAAUCCCAAGCUAAAGGACUGGGAUAAAAUGGAGGGUACUUCUGUAGCAGACCAUGUUGGGAAGAUGUCAUCAGAUAGUUCAUCUGACGAUGGCUACGAUGAUUAAUUUCAUAAGCUUCAAAAAGAGUUGCAUUUGUUUGUUCUUAAUGGCCGAGGUUUUCUUUACUUGAUGCAAAUAUUUUAUAGUCUCCUUUUACUGAUACAAGAUGAAAUUUUCAAGUGAAUUUUCGUAGAUUGUUUUUGCUCUAAAUCGCUUGUAGUAUGGAAUUUCUCCUUGUAUGAUUAUACACGCCAAAUGGCUUGCUGUAUUCAACGUAUUGCAAAAGGUACAAUCAGUUGAGUUAAACAGCAGAUGUUACCAGUGAAAUUAAUGAUAAAUCAGAUUGAUAGCAGA
Molecule: messenger RNA, 1797 nt
Organism: Diospyros lotus (date-plum)
Lineage: Eukaryota; Viridiplantae; Streptophyta; Magnoliopsida; Ericales; Ebenaceae
Exons: 10
Coding region: 553-1509 (318 amino acids)
Biological process (GO): maturation of 5.8S rRNA; maturation of LSU-rRNA
Cellular component (GO): preribosome, large subunit precursor
Source: RefSeq, a predicted model, not a curated record